This is a messenger RNA of Pseudophryne corroboree (corroboree frog), 2439 nucleotides long. RefSeq names its product fukutin (gene FKTN). Lineage: Eukaryota; Metazoa; Chordata; Amphibia; Anura; Myobatrachidae. The record is from RefSeq and is a predicted model, not a curated record. The transcript has 10 exons. Gene Ontology annotation, cellular component: Golgi membrane. The coding region runs from base 215 to 1612 and encodes 465 amino acids.
CGCAGGUUAAACAUAGUACGAUGACGAGAAUGACGGGCUGUGUGUUACCUAGCAACCCGGCACAGCUCUCGCAUCAGUGACCCUCAGCAGAUGACGACACCCCCUAAGCUUUGCACUACUUUGCUUUACGGCAGCGACUGUAGUAUUGGCAGCAUUCUCUGCGUAGCCAGAGAAAGAUGGCAAAGGGUGAUAUGACCUGUAAUUGGGUUAAAAUAUGUCGAGAAUGAUGCAGCGAAUCAACAAAAACGUGUUACUGGCUGUACUAACAGCUGCAAGUUCCUUGUUUCUUCUUUUUCAGCUAUUCUACUAUCGAUACUAUAUAUCUGCAAAGAGUGGACCUGCCUUCUCUAAGCUGAAAGGAGGGUUGUCUGCACAAGACAAUACACAUUGGCGAGUGGUUAAGAAUUUUUUAAGUGUGAUUUCCAAUCACAAUGUGCCAGUGUUUCUAAUGGACUCCGUGGUUUUAGAACUACUGGCUAAAGACUUGGAACAGUUGAGAAGCUCACCAGACACGAGACCUUCUGAAUGUCAGUAUUUCUGCAAGCACAGAGAUGUCACCACAUUUGGACUUCUGGAUAAGAUAUGGGACCACAAAGGGAAUGUUUUUCGAGCUGUAGAGAAAAUGGGAUUUCAGUGGCAGAAAUAUGAAGGGAAAGAUCCCCGUCUGGAAGGAAUGGAUGACCUUUCAAGCACAGAAAUACCUCUUCAUUAUUUAUUCAAAAUGGCUGCUCACACAAUUCAUUUAGUAGUGUUUUAUGAAAGGAGUGGCAACUAUCUCUGGCACGGUCCUUUACUGCUAAAGAGAAAUAUGGAUAGAAAGUUUGUAGCUUUUCGGAAACUUCAAUUUGGUCGUCAUUCUGGAGCCUACAAUAGAGCUGACCUGAUCCAUAUUACAGCUGAUGGAUUGAAAGUACAGAUCCCAAAAGAUCCUUCACAAUUUUUAGCGGAGAUGUUACACUCAAAGUUUCUUGAGUGCAGAUACAAAGAGGCUCGGACCUUUUUCCAGCUCUAUCCUGAUGACAUUUCGCUUGAAGGGAUUGAAUUCCGAAAGAGAUCGAAAGCACUAUUAGAGUUGGCAGCUUCCACUUUGGAUGCUUUGGGUGUGAGUUUCUGGAUCAGCAGUGGUACUUGUUUAGGAUGGUAUAGACAGUGUAACAUUAUUCCAUACAGUAAAGAUGUGGACUUGGGGAUAUUUAUACAGAACUACAAGCCUGAACUAAUCCCAGCAUUUCAGAAGGCUGGGCUCCCACUCAAGCACAAAUUUGGCAAGGUGGAAGAUAGUUUGGAACUUUCAUUUCUUGGAAGAGAAGAUGUGAAGCUUGACAUAUUUUUCUUCUAUGAAGAAGAGGAUUAUAUGUGGAAUGGGGGCACACAAGCCAAAAGUGGCAAGAAAUUUAAAUAUCUGUUCCCGAAAUUUACACUUUGCUGGACAGAGUUUUUAGGACUAAAGGUUCAUGUACCAUGUGAGACUCUAGAUUAUGUGGAAGCCAAUUAUGGCAAGAAUUGGGAUGUUCCUCUUAAAGUCUGGGACUGGAAACAUUCCCCAUCCAAUGUACAGCCGAAUGGAAUGUGGCCAGUGGAUGAGUGGGAUGAGGUCAUUCAGUUACACUAGUGGACAAGUUUAAAAAAAAAAAUAAGUGUCAUUGGGCUAAUAAGAUUUGGAUUUAUCAAUAUAACUUUGAAUAUUUUCCAUCACAAAUUUCAUAUAGAGGAGUCUCUCAUGACAUUAUACUGAAACUUUACUUAUUUAUAAGCUUUGAUUGAGGCUAUUCUGACUGUGACAAAAGUAUUCUAUUGCAUUGGCCAAUGGUUAUCACGUAACUGGCACAAACCUUUCGUUUUUAUUUCAUUGAGUUUCUGUGACUUCAAAUUUAUACCCCCUAUUCACACUGAAGCCCCAACUUCGACCCAUCUACUGAAUUUGGUGUCAACCCGUGUUAAAGGUCUGUGCACUGCACCCUGGACCCGGGUUAUCCCAGAGUCAACCCUUUUCACACUGAAGAAUGUGUGAGGCAUGAGAACUGGACAUUUUUUUUGCCACACAAAAAUGAGGUCAUGAAAAAUGGGUGGUGACUGCAGUCUGCCAGUGUCACCAAUCAGCUCCUUUUAGUGGGACCUGGGUCCAAUCUUUCGCACUGCAGCUUACCCGGGUCUGUCCAGGAAAUAACCUGUCCCAUGGACCUGGGACACACAACCUGGGUCAAGCCCUUUCACACUGAGACCUGUCACCCCAGGUAAUACACUGUGUCAGAGGCCCAGAGUAAAAGGGAUAUUAGUGACCUUAGAUCCCACUGGUUAAUUAUUGUCUCCAGAAUAAGAGACACCUUUAUGUUUUAUUAAGAAGAACCCAAUUGAAGGGAUCUUAUAUUCGAAAAUACCCCAAUCCUGUUGUAUCGUACUGCUAAUGUAAUUUAAUGUGAAAAUACAAUUUCAAGUUAC